UCUCUUCCUUCUUAAACCCUCCACCUUCCUCUUCCUUCUUCCACAAACCCCCUUUCCCCAUUCCCUUUUCUCUUUCUCUCACUUCCCAAGUGGGGUUCUCUUAAUCCCCCUCAAUUCCAUUUCUAUCCUUGGAUUGCUGGAUAAAGCUUGAAACUUUCUGGGCUGGUGUUGGGUUUUCUGAGUCGAAGGAAGCAAAUUUGGUGUGGGAAAAUUAGGAAAAGAGAAAAGGAAAAAGUGGUGAUAGUUGAAAGAGGAUGAAGAUUCAGUGCAACGUGUGUGAGGCUGCUGAGGCUAAAGUUCUUUGCUGUGCUGAUGAGGCUGCGCUUUGUUGGGAGUGUGAUGAGAAGGUUCAUGCAGCUAACAAGCUCGCUAGCAAGCACCAGAGGGUUCCACUUUCCAUGUCUUCUUCUCACAUGCCCAAAUGUGAUAUUUGUCAGGAAGCAUUUGGCUAUUUCUUCUGUCUAGAGGAUCGAGCUUUACUGUGUCGAAAGUGUGAUGUGGCAAUACACACAGCGAAUACUUAUGUCUCCGGUCAUCAGAGGUUUCUUCUCACUGGUGUAAGAGUAGGUCUAGAAGCAACCGAGCCCGGUGGUACUUCUUCAACUUCUUUGAAGUCGGAUUCUGGGGAGAAAGCUUCCGACACCAAGUCCUCUUCUGUCUCCAGAAAGGUGUCGAUGAUGCCCCGGUCGUCGGAUUACAAUGAAAUGUUACCCCUUGAUGCUGGGGGAGUUGGUGAGAUGCCUCCGGCUAAGGAGUCUUAUGGUGGUGGUUCUACUGCCGGAAAUAUCUCACCAUGGCCGAUCGAAGAAUUCCUUGGCCUAAAUGAUUUCGGUCAAGGUUAUAAUUACAUGGAAGGAUCAUCAAAGGCUGAUAGUGGUAAGCUUGGGGAUUCUGAUUCUCCAGUCUUAAGAUCCGUGGAAGAGGAAAUGGGAAUGGACUUCGGGGUUGUACUGGCCGAAAGACCCUCAGUUUUCAUCCGACCAUGCUAUGUUUGUUCCGGACAUAUGCUGUUCUACCAUGCAAGAGACUCGGUCUUCGAGGCGGCGGAGGCACCACCUUUGAGUUGGUUUCUUCUCAGGUCCCUACCCUCAUAACUUAGAGAAAUGCUUCUCAUUUGUUGUUUACAUUAUAUAUGAUAUGAUAUGAAGUCGUCUCAUCUUACACACAAGGUUUAAAGUUGAUUAGCUACAAUGCUUCAAUUCAUGGCUGUCUCAGCAUCUUCUUUUUAGAGCAAGAUCUCUAACUCUUCAAUUGUCAUUGUGAUUGUGCUAAAAACAAAAGGCAGGAAUAAAUAAUUGAUGGGAAAUGUUAAAGGGCUUUCUCACAUUUGUUGUAGAAUCCAUAUAUAUAUAGAUGCAUCUCUAUUUUCGUUAUCAUAGUGAUCUUGUUCU
Messenger RNA from Arachis ipaensis, 1391 nucleotides. NCBI's taxonomy places the organism in Eukaryota, Viridiplantae, Streptophyta, Magnoliopsida, Fabales, Fabaceae. The record is from RefSeq and is a predicted model, not a curated record.